AUGUCCGGUACUCAGUAUAUCCCUCACAUACUAUACUCAACCGCUUUGACCUCAAUUUCCAUGCACUUGCUGUGGCAGCGAAAAACAGCUGACGAAGACCGAGCGAGAUUCAAAGCUCAAACUUCCAUUCUGCAAGACCUCAUCGAGCAACUUCGUUCGGGAAAGUCAAUAUCCGACGAAGAAGUAACGAAGUCGCGUAAUCUUGCGCGUAUACACGGAGAGGGGAAACAGCCGCUCGACAAGGAAAGAACUAACAUUGGAUGGAUGGACGUGUUAUGGGGCCGAAAAACGCCUGCAGACCUUGGUGUUAGUGACGAAUGGGAACGAAAAGAUCUGGAGCAAAUACGGAAAGAAAUCGAAGCAGAGCAUUGA
This is a messenger RNA of Suillus subalutaceus, 372 nucleotides long. RefSeq lists its product as uncharacterized. The transcript is spliced from 2 exons. The record is from RefSeq and is a predicted model, not a curated record. Bases 1 to 372 code for a protein of 123 amino acids. NCBI's taxonomy places the organism in Eukaryota, Fungi, Basidiomycota, Agaricomycetes, Boletales, Suillaceae.